Messenger RNA from Dendronephthya gigantea, 2984 nucleotides. RefSeq lists its product as uncharacterized. Lineage: Eukaryota; Metazoa; Cnidaria; Anthozoa; Malacalcyonacea; Nephtheidae. Bases 608 to 2941 code for a protein of 777 amino acids. The record is from RefSeq and is a predicted model, not a curated record. The transcript is spliced from 12 exons.
UUCGCGAAAUAGAGUUAAACUGAAACAGGAGAAAAAACUUCAAAAGGUAUUUUUUGAACGUAAAAGAUUGCAGAGAAAAUUUAAAAAUGUUACUAAUCCUAUCUCUGUAAAGACGAGCUCAACUCCUUCAAAUGGAAGUACUCAUGAGCCAUCAUCAAUUAGCCAAGACUUACUUGCACUUCAAGUCAUUACUAAGACACAUGCAAAACCAUAUGGAAGUAAUCGGGAAAUUCGACUGCCAAAAAAGGUUGAUCUGGAUCACCCCAAUCGCCAUGAACCGAAAUUUAAAAACGAAGAAGUCUUAGACCUACCUUUACCAUCCACGAUAAAGCCCUCAACACUAGAAUUAUCUGAUGCCCGUGAUCAGGAAAAACAUAAAUCACAUAAAUCUACCCCAUGUCACCUUCAUCGGCACCAAAGAAAAAGACCGGAUUCAAACGAAUCUGAUUUCCCAGAAUCUCAGAAACGUUUUAGAAAUUCAGACUCCUGUGAACUGAUACAGAUAAAAAAGCCUGAGCUUUCCAAUGCUUUUGAUUUUAUUUCUAAUCCAGACAAGCCUAGUGCAAGAUUUAAGCAGGGCAAAGGAACCAAAGAUCAGCACAGGUCUAUGGUAUCAGCUCAUCGCCAAUUCAUACAACGUAGAGUUGAUUCGUUCGAGUUGAAUAACUUUGAGGAUGUGAAACGAUUGCGCCAGGAAGAAAUGUUUUCAUCCAAAAAGACAACUCUUGCCACUAUUUAUGAAGAAAAAGAGAGACAUCUGAAUAGUAAACGCAUGCCACCUGAAAAACGACAUUACUCCAGACUGACACCUAAAUACCACACGACUGAAUUAAAGUCCCCGUUUAUUCCUUAUGCUGCCCCUGCUCCGUGCUCAUUAGCCUCCAGAAACUCCAGUCAUGUUAGUCACGAGGAUACAGGCUUUCCAACCCCACUGAAAUCUGACUUUUUGAUAAGUCAUCCGUCUAGUCCAAAAAUAGAAAGAAGUAAGAAAGACGAUUACAUUGAUUGUCAUAAUAAACUAGAAGAAACAGAGAUGUUUCAACCUUUAUCACAAAAUACAGAAAAGGAAAAAUUAUAUUCAACUGGAAAUAUUUGCAAUGAGAAGAACAGUCAUUCUUUUAACGUCACAAUGGAGAACAUCAAUGACUACCCUUUACCUUCCCCAGCUACAAACAAAAUCACCAUAGAGUGUCUCAACAAAAGUGAUCCCAAAUCAUUUCUAACAGACUUACAAAUAUUAGAAGAAAUUAUUUCUGAAGAUAAGCGCGAACCUGUCAAGGCAAGCCCAGAUAAAACGAUGAACAUACAACAUCCAUCACCACACUAUACAAGAAAAAUGGAGGAAAAGAUAGAUUGUCAUAGAAUUACACGGAAUGCUGGCGAAAUCGAAGAAAAAAUAUCAGAUGUUUGGAAAAAUUUUAUUACCACUCCGAAACAAAAAAAUGCAGAAACACUAACCAAUGAAGAUGGAAAACAGGUUGUUCAAGUUGAAAAACUUGAUUCCCACUUCUCGCAGGAUUCACCACAUAAAAACGAUGAAAAUGGGCCAAUUGCGGCGAAUAUUACCAAUGAAUGUUGUAGUCCACGACGCUCAAAGAUUGCAGCUGAAGAAUUAAAAGAGGUCUUAGCAGUACAACAGUAUCAGAGCAGUCAGGAAAGUUUAUAUUAUUCCAGUUGGUCAUCUACGGCAUCAGAAAAUGAGGUCAAUGAAAAAACCUCAACUACUGAAAAGUUGGCUUCGAGUGAGGUGAUGAAAAGCGAUCAAAAAGAUACAUCCGAGGUACCUAUCUCCUCACAGGACCUACCAAGCACUUCAACGUUAAAACAUCUUCAAAACAACAUUCAGAAACAGAUCUACACACUCGGCGUAACAGACGGACUGAAACACUUGUCAAAAUCUAAAGACAUACCAGUCGGAAAUACAGACCAGGAAGAAUCCAAUCUAACUGUAUUUCGAAUAUAUCCCUUGAACAAAUCGAAAGAAAAAUCUACACAAACGUUUUUAGUAGAUAGUACAAAGCCUACAGUUAUUCACAAGGCAAUACAAUGUGAAAUAUGGACAUCAAAUACAUUGAAUUAUCCAGAAGGUAAUUCAUGUGAAGAUAAGAUAUCCAUCACUAAUGCCACAGUGGAUUCCAACGACUCGGGUCACCCAAACACAAAUACUAGAGAACAUACUUUGAAGAGUGUAAUGGGAUCAUUCGUUGAUGAAGACAUGGAAAAACAAACCAUCUUGGAAUGUUGUAUAGGAUCUCCAGAUAGUGAGAGUCUUCCAGACAAGACAGGACUAAGUAUCAAAUCAAGCAGCAUUUUAAAGCUCGAUGUGGUGUCUCUCAAUGAUCCAGAAACGGGUGAAGAAGAUCCUCAACAGAAUGAUGUAGGCGAGACUCACUCUCACACGGCACAAAAUAAAAGUGAGGACACAGUUUCUCAACGAAAUAUUCUGGAGAGAGACUCCGAAGUGACGUCAACAGAUGGUGAAAGCAUUGUUGGAAUCGGGAAAUCAACCCCACCAUUACUUGAAAUAUCUACAAAUAGCGUGAAUGAUACAACUACUUCAAAUAACCCAGAAAUUAACGGAGGCAUCGAGAGAAAAAAUUGUGAUCAACACCUUCAACACGCUAGCCCUGGGAAGAAUGUAUCAGAGGUAUCUAAGGUUUCACCGAAAAUUUCACCUUUUGCUAUACAAAAUAAUCACAUAACCUUGGAAUGCAACGACAAUGUAGUUAUUGACAGCAGAACAGAGAAAACAACAAUUUCACUUGAAAAUAUAACAGAGAAGAAUGACACAAUUGACAGCAAAGUUAGGCCUCGAGAGAAUGAAGAUACCACACCAUAUGACCUACCUAAAAAUAUGGAAAGUUGCAAAAACUUGCAUUCUAAAGAUACUGCGAUAAUAAACGAGAAUAGCAGUUAUAGCACACUUCAAGAGAGACGUUGAUUUGCAACAAGUUAUGUCUUAUGAUUAUAAUGCAUUAAGAACA